Drosophila takahashii is the source of this 4543-nucleotide messenger RNA. RefSeq names its product cleavage and polyadenylation specificity factor subunit 1 (gene Cpsf160). Gene Ontology annotation, molecular function: protein binding; nucleic acid binding. The record is from RefSeq and is a predicted model, not a curated record. Gene Ontology annotation, cellular component: nucleus; mRNA cleavage and polyadenylation specificity factor complex. NCBI's taxonomy places the organism in Eukaryota, Metazoa, Arthropoda, Insecta, Diptera, Drosophilidae.
AGGACUUGCGCGACAACCAAGAGAGAGCAAACCACAAUGUUUUCCAUGUGCAAGCAGACGCACGCCGCGACGGCGCUGGAGUUUUCGAUAGCGUGUCGCUUCUUCAACAACCUGGAGGAGAACCUGGUGGUGGCGGGCGCCAAUGUGCUGAAGGUCUACCGCAUAGCUCCCAACGUGGAGGCGGGCCAGCGCCAGAAGCUGAAUCCCAGCGAGAUGCGGCUGGCUCCGAAGAUGCGGCUGGAGUGCCUGGCCACGUACAAUCUCUAUGGCAACGUGAUGUCGCUGCAGUGCGUCUCCUUGGCGGGCGCCAUGCGGGAUGCCCUGCUGAUUAGCUUCAAGGACGCCAAGUUGUCCGUUUUGCAGCACGAUCCGGAUACGUAUGCCCUGAAGACCCUGUCGCUUCACUACUUCGAGGAGGACGACAUACGUGGCGGCUGGACGGGCAGGUAUUUCGUGCCCACCGUACGCGUGGAUCCCGAUUCCAGGUGCGCCGUCAUGUUGGUCUACGGCAAGCGACUGGUGGUGCUGCCCUUUCGCAAGGACAAUAGCCUGGACGAGAUCGAGCUGGCGGAUGUGAAGCCCAUUAAGAAGGCGCCCACUGCGAUGGUCAGCAGGACGCCCAUAAUGGCCUCGUAUCUGAUUGCACUGCGGGAUCUGGACGAGAAGAUCGACAAUGUGCUGGAUAUACAGUUCCUGCAUGGCUACUACGAGCCCACGCUGCUCAUCCUCUACGAACCGGUGCGCACUUGUCCCGGAAGGAUCAAGGUGCGCUCGGAUACGUGUGUUUUGGUGGCCAUUUCACUGAACAUCCAGCAGCGAGUGCAUCCUAUUAUUUGGACAGUCAACAGUCUGCCCUUUGACUGUUUGCAGGUUUAUCCCAUUCAGAAGCCCAUUGGUGGCUGCCUGGUGAUGACCGUCAAUGCCGUCAUCUAUCUCAACCAGAGCGUUCCUCCUUAUGGCGUCAGUUUGAACAGCUCAGCGGACAACAGCACUGCCUUUCCCCUAAAACCGCAGGAUGGAGUGCGUAUCUCUUUGGACUGCGCCAACUUUGCUUUUAUUGACGUAGACAAGCUGGUCAUCUCGCUACGCACUGGCGAUCUCUACGUGCUCACCCUCUGCGUUGAUUCGAUGCGAACGGUGAGGAACUUCCAUUUCCACAAGGCAGCCGCCAGUGUGCUGACCAGUUGCAUCUGCGUCCUGCACUCGGAGUACAUCUUUUUGGGAUCUCGUCUGGGUAACUCGCUCCUACUGCACUUUACGGAGGAGGAUCAGAGCACGGUCAUAACUUUGGACGAUGUGGAGCAGCAGGCGGAGCAGCAGCAGCAGCAGCGAAAUGUGGCGGAGGAGGAUCAAAAUCUGGAGGAGAUUUUCGAUGUUGAUCAAAUGGAAAUGGCGCCAACACAAGCCAAAUCCCGUCGCAUUGAGGAUGAGGAACUGGAGGUAUAUGGUCAGGGAGCCAAGGCAUCGGUUCUCCAGCUGCGCAAGUUCGUCUUUGAGGUGUGCGAUAGUCUAAUAAACGUGGCGCCCAUCAAUUACAUGUGCGCCGGUGAAAGAGUGGAGUUCGAAGAGGAUGGAGCCACAUUGCGACCGCAUGCGGAAUCUCUGCAGGAUCUGAAGAUCGAACUGGUUGCCGCCACGGGUCACAGUAAAAACGGAGCUCUUUCCGUCUUCGUAAACUGCAUAAAUCCGCAGAUCAUCACAAGUUUCGAGCUUGACGGUUGCCUCGAUGUGUGGACCGUGUUCGAUGAUGCCACCAAAAAGUCUUCUCGGCACGAUCAACAUGAUUUCAUGUUGCUUUCGCAAAGGAACUCAACCUUGGUUCUGCAAACGGGACAGGAAAUCAACGAGAUUGAAAAUACUGGUUUUACGGUCAACCAACCGACCAUAUUUGUGGGUAAUCUUGGACAGCAGCGGUUUAUUGUUCAGGUCACCACCCGACACGUUAGAUUACUGCAAGGAACUCGUCUGCUUCAGAAUGUGCCCAUCGAUGUGGGCUCUCCAGUUGUCCAGGUGUCCAUAGCAGAUCCCUAUGUUUGCCUGCGGGUGCUAAACGGCCAGGUGAUCACAUUGGCGCUGCGAGAAACACGUGGAACUCCACGAUUGGCUAUUAAUAAGCACACAAUCAGCAGUUCCCCCUCCGUAGUGGCCAUUUCCGCCUACAAAGACCUCUCCGGAUUAUUCACAGUCAAGGGUGAUGAUAUCAAUCUGACAGGGAACUCAAGCAGUGGAUUUGGCCACAGUUUCGGGGGCUACAUGAAGGCGGAGCCCAACAUGAAGGUGGAGGACGAAGAGGAUCUGCUAUACGGCGAUGCGGGAAGUGCUUUCAAGAUGAACAGCAUGGCGGAUUUGGCCAAGCAAUCCAAGCAGAAGAACUCGGACUGGUGGCGACGUCUCCUGGUGCAGGCGAAGCCCAGCUAUUGGCUGGUGGUGGCACGCCAAAGUGGCACCCUGGAGAUCUACUCCAUGCCGGACAUGAAGCUGGUUUAUCUCGUAAACGAUGUGGGCAACGGGGCCGUGGUUCUCACGGAUGCCAUGGAAUUUGUGCCUAUUUCGCUGACCACCCAGGAGAACUCCAAGGCGGGCAUUGUCCAGGCUUGUAUGCCGCAGCACGCCAACUCUCCGCUGCCAUUGGAAUUGAAUAUCAUUGGAUUGGGUCAGAAUGGCGAACGACCUCUGCUGAUGGUGCGAACCCGAGUGGAGCUGCUGAUAUACCAGGUCUUCCGAUAUCCCAAGGGUCAUCUGAAGAUACGCUUCCGCAAGCUGGAGCAACUGAAUCUGCUGGACGAACAGCCGUCGCACAUUGAGUUGGACGAGAACGACGAGCAGGAGGAGAUUGAGUCCUACCAAAUGCAGCCGAAGUAUGUGCAAAAACUGCGUCCUUUUGCUAAUGUAGGAGGACUUUCUGGCAUUAUGGUGUGUGGCGUAAAUCCCUGCUUUGUAUUCCUAACAUCUCGUGGAGAACUUCGUAUACACAGGCUAAUGGGAAACGGAGAUGUGCGCAGCUUUGCUGCGUUUAACAACGUGAAUAUACCCAAUGGUUUCCUGUACUUUGACACCACCUACGAGCUAAAGAUCUCUGUGCUGCCCAGCUACCUCAGUUACGACUCGGCGUGGCCGGUGCGAAAGGUUCCACUGAGGUGCACUCCAAGGCAACUGGUUUACCAUCGCGAAAACCGGGUUUACUGUUUGAUAACGCAAACGGAGGAGCCGAUGACCAAGUACUAUCGGUUUAACGGAGAGGACAAGGAGCUGUCCGAGGAAAGUCGCGGCGAGAGGUUCAUCUACCCCAUUGGUUCGCAAUUUGAAAUGGUUUUAAUAUCACCGGAAACCUGGGAAAUCGUACCAGAUGCUUCGAUUUCCUUUGAGCCCUGGGAGCAUGUAACCGCAUUCAAGAUCGUAAAGUUAUCCUACGAAGGUACUCGUUCGGGUCUCAAGGAAUACCUCUGCAUUGGAACCAACUUUAACUACAGUGAAGAUAUUACCAGCAGAGGAAAUAUUCACAUUUACGACAUCAUCGAGGUGGUUCCUGAGCCCGGCAAACCCAUGACCAAAUUUAAGCUGAAGGAAGUCUUUAAAAAGGAGCAAAAGGGACCCGUUUCGGCCAUUUCGGAUGUGCUGGGCUUUCUGGUCACUGGAUUGGGACAGAAGAUCUAUAUUUGGCAGCUACGCGAUGGAGAUCUCAUUGGAGUGGCUUUCAUAGAUACAAAUAUCUAUGUGCAUCAGAUUAUCACUGUGAAAUCGCUGAUCUUCAUCGCAGAUGUAUACAAAUCUAUAAGUUUGCUGCGCUUCCAGGAGGAGUAUCGCACCUUGUCACUGGCCUCGCGAGAUUUUAAUCCUCUGGAGGUUUAUGGCAUUGAAUUCAUGGUGGACAACUCGAAUCUGGGCUUCCUGGUCACCGAUGCUGAGCGCAAUUUAAUUGUCUACAUGUACCAGCCGGAGGCAAGGGAAUCGCUGGGUGGCCAGAAGCUGCUGCGCAAGGCGGACUAUCACCUGGGACAGGUGGUGAACACCAUGUUCCGUGUGCAGUGCCACCAAAAGGGUCUCCAUCAACGCCAGCCUUUCCUGUACGAAAACAAGCACUUUGUGGUUUAUGGUACCCUGGAUGGAGCUUUGGGAUAUUGCCUGCCGCUUCCGGAGAAAGUCUACAGGAGAUUCCUCAUGUUGCAGAACGUCCUGCUCUCCUACCAGGAUCACCUUUGUGGCCUCAAUCCCAAGGAAUACCGCACUCUCAAAUCGUUUAAGAAACAGGGUAUCAACCCCUCGCGCUGCGUCAUCGAUGGCGAUUUAAUUUGGUCCUACCGCCUGAUGGCCAAUUCGGAACGCAAUGAGGUGGCCAAGAAGAUUGGCACGCGGACGGAGGAGAUCCUGGGCGAUUUGCUGGAAAUCGAACGACUGGCCGGCGUUUUCUAGACAUCCUUUCGCGGCAAAGAUGUAAAGUUUUAGUUGGUAGUUUUAUUUGUAGAUUAUAUGUUACGAGUUUCUCAGUUGUAAUUCUAGUUUUGUAAUCCAAUCGAAGCCACAACAAAGUAUUUUGUUAAGUAAA